Molecule: messenger RNA, 651 nt
Organism: Naumovozyma dairenensis CBS 421
Lineage: Eukaryota; Fungi; Ascomycota; Saccharomycetes; Saccharomycetales; Saccharomycetaceae
Gene: HTC1
Product: Htc1p
Exons: 1
Coding region: 1-651 (216 amino acids)
Biological process (GO): N-acetylglucosamine metabolic process
Cellular component (GO): cytoplasm
Source: RefSeq, a predicted model, not a curated record
AUGACGAACAUUACGAACAACAUUGCCAAGAAAGUUAUCACAUGGAAGGAGGUCAAACAAUACAUUAAUUCUGGUGAACUCUACAUGUUGAGAAGAUCCGAAUUGCAAAAUACAGAUUAUCAAAUACAUAAGAAAAAAUUUGUUAAUGUUGAUAUGGCCCAAUUUAUGCUGGAUAAAUUAGGUUGGAAGUCGGAAGAAUUACAAAAAUUAAAUGACAUUGUUUAUAAUACAGAUGAAAAGAGGAUUAAUGGUGCAUUUAAAGAUAAGUCAUUAUUUAAAUUGGCAGUUAAUGAUUUCCCAUACUAUUUUGAACCAGAUGUUAUCCAUGUCUUAAUUUGGUCAAAGAUUAAAUUACCGAUUUAUAAAACAGAUAAAAAGACUAGUGAUGUUAAAAUCGGGGAUCCCAACAAUAAUUUCCCUGAAUUUAAUAAACCUAUGAAAAAGGUCAUUGCUUCUUUCUUGAAACAUACCAUCACUGAUAAAUACUGUAUUACAGAAGAGAAUUAUUGUUGGUUCAUAAACUAUGUCAACUUACAAAGUAUUCAAGCUGUCUCACAUAUCCAUUUGAUUAUUAAAUUACCUGCAAAAUACAAGGGCAAUCAUGAGGCAUUUUUCCAAGAAUUGAAAGGUGGAUUCGAACCGCUCCCAUGA